Molecule: messenger RNA, 29613 nt
Organism: Podarcis lilfordi (Lilford's wall lizard)
Lineage: Eukaryota; Metazoa; Chordata; Lepidosauria; Squamata; Lacertidae
Source: the annotation of a GenBank genome assembly
CAUGCGCCACUAUUGCACGUGAAGGCCGUCGUUUCACGCAGUUCUGUAAACCUGCGCUAGGAAGAGAGAAAAGGGCAUUUUUUCUCUGCCCUGGGAGGGUGGGAAUGUCAGUAGCAUAUCGUGAUCAACGUUUAUAUUACUGAAGCUUGGUGUUUGGAAGAGAAUGGCCACCUUUUCCCCCGGGCAGAAAUGACCUGACCUGGGCAGAAAUGUUACACGUCGUGAUUUUGUUGUUGUUUAGUCGUGCUACUCUUAUGAAGAUUUUUGCAAAAUGCCUUCUCUUCACAGUCAGCCAUAAACAGGGCUAUCAAUGCUGGUAGACGUUAAGGGUGACAGUGAAGAAGAAGAAGAAGAAGAAGAAGAAGAAGAAGAAUUAAUACCUCACUGAUCUGGCUGGGUUGCCAUCUAUCUAUUCUAAGUCAGCUCUGCUGGUUGUUAAGUUCUUGGCCCCAUUCAUGGUGGGAUGAAAGUUAAAUUUGUUGUUGUUGUUUAGUCGUUUAGUCAUGUCCGACUCUUCGUGACCCCAUGGACCAGAGCACGCCAGGCACUCCUGUCUUCCACUGCCUCCCGCAGCUUGGUCAGACUCAUGCUGGUAGCUUCAAGAACACUGUCCAACCAUCUCGCCCUCUGUUCUCCCCUUCUCCUUGUGACCUCCAUCUUUCCCAACUUCAGGGUCUUUUCCAGGGAGUCUUCUCUUCUCAUGAGGUGGCCAAAGUAUUGGAGUCUCAUUUUCAGCGUCUGUGCAUGCACAGAAGCACCUAACAUGCUCUGUUACUUCCAGGUCACCACGGAGCGCAACCCGAAAAUACUUAACCUGAAGCUACUUCAACCCGAGGUAUGACUGUAUAUCCCAACCUUUCCUUCAAAGAGUUGAAGGUGACACACAUGCUUCUCCACUGCCCCAGCGCCUUACAGCAACCCUGUGAGGUAGGGUUAAGCCAAGAGGUAGUGACUGGCCCAAGUUCACCGACUGAUCGUCAUUGGGAUUUGAACCUUGGUCUCCCAGGUCCUAGACUGAUACUCUAACCACUACACCACACUGACUUGUUUCAGAGGGCAGGAGACAACUGAGUUACUAAGGCUAGGAGGAGGAGUGAAGGGGCAAUACGGAUAGAGAGGCAAGGAUGGUCAAGCCAUGGACAGCUCUAUUGUUGUUGUUUAGUCGUGUCCAACUCUUCAUGACCCCAUGGACCAGAGCAUGCCAGGCACUCCUGUCUUCCACUGCCUCCCGCAGUUUGGUUAAACUCAUGCUGGUAGCUUCGAGAACACUGUCCAUCCAUCUCAUCCUCUGUCAUCCUCUUCUCCUUGUGCCCUCCAUCUUUCCCAGCAUCAGGGUCUUUUCCAGGGAGUCUUCUCUUCUCAAGAGGUGCCCAAAGUGUUGUAGCCUCAUCUUCAGGACCUGUCCUUCCAGUGAGCACUCAGGGCUGAUUUCCUUCAGAAUGGAUAGGUUUGAUCUUCUUGCAGUCCAUGGGACUCUCAAGAGUCUCCUCCAGCACCAUAAUUCAAAAGCACCCAUUCUUUGGCCAUCAACCUUCUUUAGGGUACAGUUCUCACUUCCAUACAUCACUACUGGGAAAACCAUAGCUUUAACUUUACGGACCUUUGUUGGCAAGGUGAUGUCUCUGCUUUUUGAGAUUCUGUCUAGGUUUGUCAUUGCUUUUCUCCCAAGAAGCAGGCGUAUUUUAAUUUCGUGACUUCUGUCACCAUCAGCAGUGAUCAUGGAACCCAAGAAAGUAAAAUCUCUCACUGCCUCCAUUUCUUCCCCUUCCCCAAGAGAAUGGCCACCUUUUUCCCCUGGGCAGAAAUGACCUGACCUGGACAGAUAUGUCACACACUGUGGUUUAGUUUAUAUAAAAUAUGCUGCGAUUUAUGUUAUGCAAAAUGAACCAUGGAAAGAGAAGGAGGGUAGCUGGGGAAACCCAGCCAGAUGGGUGGGUAUUAAUAUUAAUAAUAAAUAAUAUUUCAAGGUUGUUUAAAUGAAUGUUCUAAAAUGUAAAACAGAAAGUUCAAUAAAAAAUGUACAGUGCAACCAAGCACAGAGGUGUACCUAGGAGUUGUAUUGGCGUCUUGUCCUGGGGGGGGGGAAUAAAUCACUUUACUGCAACAACCAGGGUUUCUUUUCCACAGGAACUCGCAGGAGCCUAGUGGGGGCCAUGACCAUUCUAAGAGAACAAGGGUUUGUGGUGAGUUCCAGCACCUCUCUUUUCUAGAAAAAUAGCUCAAUUAUAUUUAAUGAAAACCUGAAGUAUAUACUUCACUAGCGAGAGCUCAUUUACCAAAUGCGCUUACAGUCAAACAUCAUAAAUGGGCACCUCUGCUACAUCUACAUGUAAUGUGCCAAAUUCAUUUUCAAACAAAUUGUGGAGUUUUUGUUCUGUUUUUCUAGUCGACCAACAGCAAUGGGGCAACUCCUGAAAGUUUUUUUAAAGUGCAAGUUCAUUCUCCAACCUAACAAAUAUUUUUUGCAAGGACACAUCUACUUGGGGGUUUGCAGAGAGGUAAAUUGGAGUACAGAAGUAGCAGGGGGAGCCAGCGCUUAAUGCUUAUAUUGAGAAUAAGCACAUUUCUAGACCUUCGUGGCGAGGGAAACCCCUUGUAUACCACUUUGUGGCGGUUGCCAUUUUUGUUCCAAUCAACCCAGUACCUAAAUUUUAUGAAAUAAAUAAAUAAAAGUGCCAGGGGUUAGGUGUGGGUAGUUAUAAUAAAAAUCUGGCUUAUUUUAUUUUGGUCCUCUUGGCAAAAUGGACAUACAGGAUUUGACCUGCCUGUUUGAUCGUAUGACUUACACUCUUACCUAGCUAGCUAUCACACAGGAAAGAAAGUCACUAAAGACAGUGUUGCUUUUGCAGAGGUUAGUAACAAAAGCAUGGAAUGGAUGGUACAUUGAGGAGGAGAUGUAUUUUCAUGUGCACCUGCCAUGCAUAGCUUUGUGUUUGUGUGGUUGAUGUGCUCUCAGUGUUAUCUCAAGGAAGAUGUAUCAAACUCAGACUUAUGUCUUUCUGGGUUUCUGGGUGUUUCACACUCUGCUAGUUCAAUGACUCUUGGACAAGCUAGGGCUGUAACCUACCAUGUAAGGACACUGAUACCUGGACAUGGUCAUUGUCGUUGUGGGCACGAGGAGCAAGACGGGCAAUUUUUGCAGGGGAUCAAAUACUUUCCCCCCUCACUGUAUCAAUGAAUGUAAUGUCAGAGGAACAAUGGCCGCAGUUGCUAGGUUGCUAAGGUCAUUGUGACACACCCUACGCGCCUCAUGAACAUGUCAGGUGAGCAAAGGUGAUUUGGCAAGAGAGAAGCUUCAUGCUUCUGUUGGCCAUUUUGUGACCGCUUCUAACAUUUCUGUAUUGAGACAGAGAGAGUGUGUGUGGCUGAGUGUGUGAGGGGGGGAAAUGUAAGUUGGAUUUCUUAGCUGAUUCUGCCUUCUGGUUCCAGCUUUGUCUAGGGCAGUCUGAGAGGAGCUCCUUUCUCCCCAGGCAAUGCAGGUUCUGUGCACAGCAUAGCUAGCGAUAGCAAAUAGUCAAUAAUCAUAACCAUGUUUACCACCACAGUGCCUUCCAGAUGUCCUUGGACUCCAACUCCCAUCAUCCCCAGCCAGCACAACCAGGGAUGAUGGGAGUUGUAGUCCAACAGUGUAUUAGCUUCCCCCUGCCCUGAUCUAAACCUUCAAGCACUUCCUUCACAAGAUAGCCUAUUUGCCUAUGAUAGCAAGCACAUGUGGCCCCGGUUCAGUCCAGGCGUGUUGAGUAGGAGGAUACUGCCAGCCUAUCUUCUCCCACUCUGUUUUAGGCUGUCAAAGCUUAAUGAAUGUUAGAAGGAUGCUGGAAAGAAGUUAUAUGACUUUAGCAGAAAUGUUAUAAAGAAUUAAGUAUGAAUAGAUUGACAACGGGUAAAGGUGCAAAACUUAAGGUUAAAUUGCGUUAAGAUAAAUUAUGGAACUAAAUUUGAGAAAGAGGGAAAGGACUUGCUGGAACAAUUAUUUGAACUAGAAUACAAAAAAGGAGGUAUGAGGAAGUCGAGGAAAUAAGCAAAUGAAAGAUAAGGAUAUGAAAAUACGAGGUCUUUUUUUGUUUUGUUUUGUUUUUCUAUUUUCCCUUCUAUUUUUUUAAAGGUUUGUGUUUUUUAAAUGUUUCUGUUUUUUCUUUUUUAAUGUUUUGAUGUACUGUUGAUGUUUUGUUUUAUUGUAUUUUCUUUUGUUUUUGAGGUUUUGUAACUGUUCAUUGCUUGUAUUUCUUUUUUUCUUUGUCUUUUUUUGUAAUUCUUAAACUCUAAUAAAUAUCUUUAAAAAAAAAAAAAAGGCUGUCAAAGCUGCAGAAGCUGUUUUCAAAGAGCAACUCCAAACAAGAUCUGGGGAAAGGAGGAAGCGACAGCCAGGAUGCUGCAGCUUCAUCGAAUGCCAAGCCCCAGGACCGGAGGUUUAAACAUUUCUAUAGCCAUAAGGAAAGCAGUGCGGGCGAAGUUGCGUUCUCUUCCCUUCCCAAGCUGAAAUGGUUCCAUCUGUCCAGGAGAAAGAACUCUAUCACGCUGAGGAAUUGGGAUAAACUAAGCACGUUCUGGAGCUGUUGUGGAACCCAAAAGGUCUGGUCCCAAGAAUGUAAGGUUCUGGAACCUAAGCAAGAGUCAAGGAGCUUGUCCACUGUUUUAGGUGAGGAGAUGCCCUGGGUUCUUGAGAGGGAUUCUGCACGGGAGGAGAGGGUUGGAGGAGAAAUGGAAUUACCUAGGAGGAGCCAGUGUGGUGUAGUGGUUAAGAGCAAUAGACUCGUAGUCUGGUGAGCUGGGUUCGCGUCUCCGCGCCUCCACAUGCACUUGCUGGGUGACCUUGGGUGAGUCACACUUCUCUGAAGUCUCUCAGCCCCACUCACCUCACAGAGUGUUUGUUGUGGGGGAGGAAGGGAAAGGAGAAUGUUAGCCGCUUUGAGACUCCUUCGGGUAGUGAUAAAGCGGGAUAUCAAAUCCAAACUCUUCUUCUUCUGCCUAAUUCACACUUUAUGAAACAAUAUGUGAACUGGAACACAACCAUCUUUUGAAAUUAACACUUCUCUGAAUUUUGCAGUAAAGUGUACAAAAAUGCAUGUACUAGGAUAAAGUAUGUAUACAAGUGUAUAUAUUAGUAGAGAUAAGAUACAAAUCUAUUGUGUUACAGUAACUUGCUUUAAAAAGAUGUGUCUACUUCAUACCUUGGUUUCCGCCUUGGAACUUGUACGUUUCAGCUCCCGAACAACUGAAAACUGGAAGUGAGUGUUCAGGUUUUCAAACGAUUUUCAGAAACUGAACGUCUGGUGUGGCUUCUGCAGCUUCUGAUUGGCUGCAGGAUGCUCUUGCAGCCAACUGGAAGUCGCGUCUUGGUUAUCAAACAGUUCUGGAAGUCUAACAAACUCAUGGAACGCAUUCUGUUCGAGAACCAAGGUACAACUAUAUUAGGAGAAAUUUGCACUAUAAUGUUAACAAAUUUCCCCGAGGACUUUAAAAACAAAAUUUGCAAACUGGUGUGGAAAUUUGGGGAACUGAAUUUAGGAUUAGAAAAAUGAGAAACUGAGAGAAACUGAAAUGGAUUCACCCAUCCCUAGGGUGGGUGAGGUGGAGGAUUUUAUGAAGAUGCCAGAGGCUUAGGGUGUUGUCAAGAAUGUGCAAAUUAUUCAACGAGAAGAAGCUAGGUCUCUUUCAAGAAGGUAAAGGUAAAGGGUCCAGUUGUGACUGACUCUGGGGUUGCAGCACUCAUCUCGCUUUAUUGGCCGAGGGAGCCGGCGUGCAGCUUCCAGGUCAUGUGGCCAGCAUGACUAAGCCGCUUCUGGCGAACCAGAGCAGCGCACGGAAACGCUGUUUACCUUCCCGCCAGAGCAGUACCUAUUUAUCUAUUUGCACUUUGAUGUGCUUUCGAACUGCUAGGUUGGCAGACGCAGGGACUGAGCAACAGGAGCUCACCCCGUUGCGGGGAUUCAAACCGCCAACCUUCUGAUCGCCAAGCCCUAGGCUCUGUGGUUUAACCCACAGUGCCACCUGCGUCCCAUUUCAAGAAGGUAGGAUAUACUAAUAAGACGGUAGGAGAUACUAAUAUGCCUUCCUGUUCUCUGUUUACCCCUCUCAAUUCCUAGAUUCAACAUCAACAAGCCUCAACCACUUCUCCACCUCCUCUGUCUUUUCAUCUACUUCCAACGGGUCGGAUGUGAAUGACAGCAUUGAACUAGAUGGUGAUGCCGUCAACAUCAUCCUCAAGCGCAUGGAGGAGGAAGACAAGGUACAAGACCCCUCAGUACAUGAUGCUUCCUGCACAUGGUGCGCACCGACCCCUCUUGCUCUCCGGGCUUCAAAGAUAGCUGCCUGAAGCUUCCGGAGCGCAGCGGGAGUUCCUGCUGCGCUCCGGAGGCUUCGGGUUCCUUUCGCUGAAGCCAGGAGAGUCUUGCUCUCCAGACAUCAGCAAAAGGAACCCAAAGGCAAAAGGAACCCGAGGCUAUCUGGAGAGCAAGGUCUCCAGAUAGCCACCUGAAGCCUCCGGAGCGCAGUGGGAGCUCUUGCCACGCUCUGGAGGCUUCAGUUUCCUUUCGCUGAAGGGUAGGUGCCCCUUCAGCUAAGGCGCAGCGCCCCUUCAGCUAUGCGGGAGGAGAAAUGGAAGGGGCUCCGUUUCUCCUGCCACUUCGCUGAAGGGGAGCUGUGCAGAGAGGGGGAUAAUUUUUUUUUCUUGUUCUCCCCCUCUAAAACAAGGUGCGUCCUAUGGCCGGGUGUGUCCUAUAGAGCGAAAAAUAUGGUAAGUUGGAUGCUAGUAGCAGCUCUUACUGUAAUAUCCUUGCCAGGUUGUUGUCAAGUCUGGUAGAGCUGGCCCAGAAACAAGCAUGUUUUGGCCAAAUGAACACAAACACAUCACCAGUAAUGUAGAGUCUUGUGACUGGGUAGUGGAGCAUGUGCACAAGAUUCCUGGGACAGAUAACGGAGCCGAGAUCUGAGGACUUAACCAGGAAAGGAGUACUUGCUAAAAGGAAAUAGUAUACAAGAUUACAUUCACCUUACUGAAGGUUCUCCCAGAAGGGAGAGAGUGAAACAGCCACACCCAGAGAGGAUGAGAAUAGGGGGUUUGGGUGAGAAGUGACCAGAAAGAUGGGGCAGGAGGGAGGAUGAGUGAAAGAGAGAGCUUUUACCUAGCCUUGAGUUUGCCGAGAUGCACAGAGGGAGGGAGGGUGAGCAGGCUCCACAGGGGCAGGCUUGGACCCAUGCGGGAAGGUCAAGAGUCCCAGGCAGCAGUGGGGCAUCCACCAAGCAGGAGAAAAUAAAUCUAGCCACAGUAGGAAUCAUAGAAUCAUAGAGUUGGAAGAGACCACAAGGGCCAUCGAGUCCAACCCCCUGGCAAGCAGGAAACACCAUCAGAGCACUCCUGACAUAUGGUUGUCAAGCCUCUGCUUAAAGACCUCCAAAGAAGGAGACUCCACCACACUCCUUGGCAGCAAAUUCCACUGUCGAACAGCUCUUACUGUCAGGAAGUUCUUCCUAAUAUUUAGGUGGAAUCUUCUUUCUUGUAGUUUGGAUCCAUUGCUCCGUGUCCGCUUCUCUGGAGCAGCAGAAAACAACCUUUCUCCCUCCUCUAUGUGACAUCCUUUUAUAUAUUUGAACAUGGCUAUCAUAUCACCCCUUAACCUCCUCUUCUCCAGGCUAAACAUGCCCAGCUCUCUUAGCCGUUCCUCAUAAGGCAUCGUUUCCAGGCCUUUGACCAUUUUGGUUGCCCUCCUCUGGACACGUUCCAGUUUGUCAAUGUCCUUCUUGAACUGUGGUGCCCAGAACUGGACACAGUACUCCAGGUGAGGUCUGACCAGAGCAGAAUAUAGUGGCACUAUUACUUCCCUUGAUCUAGAUGCUAUACUCCUAUUGAUGCAGCCCAGAAUUGCAUUGGCUUUUUAGCUGCCGCGUCACACUGUUGGCUCAUGUCAAGUUUGUGGUCAACCAAGACUCCUAGAUCCUUUUCACAUAUACUGCUCUCAAGCCAGGUGUCCCCAUCUUGUAUUUGUGCCUCUCAUUUUUUUGCCCAAGUGCAAUACUUUACAUUUCUCCCUGUUAAAAUUCAUCUUGUUUGUUUUGGCCCAGUUCUCUAAUCUGUCAAGGUCGUUUUGAAGUGUGAUCCUGUCCUCUGGGGUGUUAGCCACCCCUCCCAAUUUGGUGUCAUCUGCAAAUUUGAUCAGGAUACCCUUGAGUCCAUCAUCCAAGUCAUUGAUAAAGAUGUUGAAUAAGACCGGGCCCAAGACAGAACCCUGUGGCACCCCACUAGUCACUCUUCCACUGGGCAGAAACAUAGGAAGAUACAGGGCCGGCCCACCCGUCAGGCAAGAUGAGGCGACUGCCUCAGGUGGCAGGAUCCACAGGGGCUGCAGAUCUGGCCUCCCAAGGAAUGCACAGUGACACAGACUUAUUUUCUUUCUCAUGGAGGGUUGUGUAGCUAUAACCAUAAAAAAGGAAUGAACUGUUUUCGCUACAAAGUGGGAACGCAAGAUCCCAGUUACCCUCUUCUGAGCUCAUCACUUUCUAGUUUUGUAGCGUCUCUGAGCAGUUGUGAAAUAGGUGGGUUAAUUCUGCAGUUCAGUUCUCAUUCCGAGCCAACCAGGAAGGAUGUCUAGGACACAUCAAGAAAGGCGCGAUAAUGCCCUCUCCUAAUAGCCCCGGUUCUCUCUCAACUUACAGAGCAAACAGGAUGAGAACGGGGACAUUAGUUUCCUCAGCGCCAUCUCCGCUUUAUGCAUCGCUACACAGCAUAAACGACGGAACAAACUGAAACUUCUGUACACCAAAGACGAAUUAACAGAGGCUGUCGUGGUAAGUGAGGUGCAGAAAUCCAGUAAGGAGGUGGCAGAUAGCCAGUAGAUGAGAGGCACGAGGUCUGGAUUUGGGGUUAGUUCUGUGGAAAUAAAGUGCGGAAGGACUAUGAAACCAUUUGGAAUAGGGUCACCAAAUCCACUUGAAAACACCCUACGGGCAUGCAGUUGUAAUUCCUUCCCCAAGGUGUUAUGCAGAGGACCUCCUUGCUAAGCUUGCUUGGGACUCCCUUGUCUCUGUAUUUCUCUGUAUUUGCAUUUGUCUCUGUGUCUGAAACCCAUGUUUCAGCAACAAGUCCUUCUGGGGUAAUAGGUGGCUGGGGGAAAUUGAGUUGGCUGUUAGGGAAACCUCUACUCUGUGCCACUCUUGGCUCUGUUCCUGACAGAGGACAGACAGUUAAUCAGUAUGGCAGAGCUGGCCCAGUCUUUAUUUGGAUGGUGAAGCAUUCCCCUCAAGUUCUGAAGGUGGGAAAACAAAGCUAGGACUUCCCCAAAGAGGUUUCUAUUCAAAGAAGAAGAAGACAAAGCACAGCCAUGUUUCUGAAAACCAUCCCAGAAAAGAGGGGUGGAAAAUGAGCCAAUUAAAAACAAUAAACUAAAAUAAAAAACCGACCAAAUUACAGUCCAAAUUAUUAAUUAUGAAUUUUUUUUUCGGGCUCCCCAUAGUCUGGACCUCUGAAGUGUAUCUCCAAUAUCUCCGUUCCUGCCGCCUCUUGUUGUUUUCAUAUUCUCCGCAUUCCGAUCUUAACACUUUAAAGUUCUCCGUCCCUGGCUAUGUGAUUCUCAAUCAUGUCAGAAAUCAUAUAUCCUUUCAUCCAUUGAGUACAGCUUUAUUUGUGUAUAUAUAUUUCUUUCAACUGUCUAUUUACCAGCACAGCUUUUCCUGACUUUAUUCCAAUCUUCCAAUCCGGACUAUUGUCCAAGUCUAUCGUCUGAAGUUUAAUGACUCAGCAACUCCCAAGUUGUUAAAUCAUUCCACUCCGGGCUGUUGUCCAAGCCUUUCGUUUGAAAUUUAAUGGCGUAGUAACUUCCACGUUGUUAAGUUGUUACUGUAAAUUGUUGAGCAUACUGUUUGCAAUAUUGCAAUGUAAAUGAACUGUAUUCCACAGAUAUAAGUUAUCUGGCGAUCGAUCAGCCUUCCUGGAGACCACACAAUCCCCCCCUUUGGGACCUAGAAGGGGAGUUGCUAGACAUCCAUUCAGCCCUCUCUCUCACUCAUAAAGGAUGGAUUAUGAUAUGGAUAUGUUAAUUGGCUGUUUUUAUUGGAAAAUCAAUAAAAAUGAUUUAAAAAGAAAAAAGAAAAUGAGUGGUGGGUGGGUGACAAAAUGGUGUGUGUGAGAGAGGUCAUUUUGCUUCUAAGUUGCCUUGAGAAUAAUUUGAUAGAAAGAUGGGGUAUAAAUUAUUAAAAUGAAUUUAAAAAGUGGGGAGGCCUAAAGUGACUCUAAGGCUAUUCAGCAGCAUUCCUGCAUUGAUGGGGGGGGGGAGGGAGAUGAAAGAUCAGAUGGUUGGAAGGGAGAAACAGAGAGAGUUUCUAUAUCCUUAAGUCUGCUAAAAUGCACAGAGGAAAGCAGGGAAAUGAGGAAUUCUCGACGGCAGGCUUAGAUCCAGGCAGGAGAUUUUCCAGGGAAAGGAGGUGGAGAGUCUAGGGACCCUCUUUGUAAAGGGAGCAUCUGAUGCUUUAUGGGUGCUUUGGGUAAAUGGCCAGAAAGGAAUGCAGGUUUUUGCUUGCCUGUUGGGCUAAUACGGGUCGUGAGACAAGACAGAGGUGCGGGGACAAAAUGGGAGUAUACUGGUAACGGGCUCGUGAAUGAGAAAGUGCUUAGAUGAAACCAUUUGGGAUGAGAGUGCCCCAUUGAAAUCUGUGGAAAGAGGUCAUUCACCUGCUCUGUUCUGGCCCUUGGUCUCUUCCAGGUGGUGAUGGAGAAGCUCCCGGUUCACUCUGUGCCCACAUCAGUUCUACCGUGCUGCAUGGUGGCCAUUUACAACUUGAGGUAUGCCUCUUGAAGACCAGGGAUUCCUGAUCCUGAUCCUACUAAGAAGCAAUUAGCGCGUGCGAAGACCGUUGUAUUUGUGAUGAAUGAGGGUAGAAAAUAAUGUAUUUCCAGGAAAGCAGAUGCCACACGGUAAACGGCCCGGGAGUAGCCUAGACAAUCGGAUACAAUAGGUCAAAGACUUUCUAAACAGAAAUGGCUGAAAGUGUAGCCUUUUCAGGCUUUGCCCAUGGAUUGGAAGAGCAUUGCGCCCGGGAGAGGGAAGUGGGAGUCAAGCAGACACUCAAGGGUUGAUCCAGAGAAAGAGCUUUAUUGCUACCAUCUGGGCUGGUAGAAGGAGCAAGCGUGAUAACCCACAAGCUUAGCACGAGUUCACAGCCAUUUGCACAGAGCAUAUAUUCCCCUCUAGUUCCCUCCCCCUUCUCCCCCUCCUCAGGAGUCUUGCCUCAUGAGUUUCCCUGAGCAUGAAAAGAAAGCUCCUGUCUUGGGACUCUUGGUGCCCUUCCCAGGAAAGGGGGUUGAGAAGCCAAGGGGGUUGAGGAGCCUUGUGUUUCAGCGUGUCCACGAUUUGUUGCAACUGGGUGAGAUAAGACUCAGUUCCCAGGCCUGCUUAUUCUUGGCAUUGACAGAGCCUAUUCAUUAGCUUUUUGAAGCUUUCUUGUGCUGAUAAAAAUAGAAUCAUAGAAUCAUAGAGUUGGAAGAGACCACAAGGGCCAUCGAGUCCAACCCUCUGCCAAGCAGGAAACACCAUCAGAGCACUCCUGACAUAUGGUUGUCAAGCCUCUGCUUAAAGACCUCCAAAGAAGGAGACUCCACCACACUCCUUGGCAGCAAAUUCCACUGUCAAACAGCUCUUACUGUCAGGAAGUUCUUCCUAAUGUUUAGGUGGAAUCUUCUUUCUUGUAAUUUGGAUCCAUUGCUCUGUGUCCACUUCUCUGGAGCAGCAGAAAACAACCUUUCUCCCUUUUCUAUGUGACAUCCUUUUAUAUAUUUGAACAUGGCUAUCAUAUCACCCCUUAACCUCCUCUUCUCCAGGCUAAACAUGCCCAGCUCCCUUAGCCGUUCCUCAUAAGGCAUCGUUUCCAGGCCUUUGACCAUUUUGGUUGCCCUCCUCUGGACACGUUCCAGUUUGUCAGUGUCCUUCUUGAACUGUGGUGCCCAGAACUGGACACAGUACUCCAGGUGAGGUCUGACCAGAGCAGACUACAGUGGCACUAUUACUUCCCUUGAUCUAGAUGCUAUACUCCUAUUGAUGCAGCCCAGAAUUGCCUAUGCAGCAGCAUCUUGUGAGAAAGCAGAGAAGAGCAGAGAAAAGCUGAAGCUGUGGGUUUUUAGAAGAGAGAAAGGGGAAAUUUGGUUUUGAGGCCUGGGGUGACUUCGGGCCUAGGUGGGGUCACCUGUCCUCACCUCCUUCAAAAGAAGUGGGGAGGCUGGUACUCUGAGAGGCUCCAGAGAGGAGGAACUGACUCCCCUUGGAAGUGCCCACACAGAUCUUAGAAGGCAUUUGUUUUCUCCACACCUUGGGAAAUAUAGUCUCCAAGCCCAAGGAGGGGAGCCUGGUCUCCUUCCGUCCUCAGUGCACAUCCUGGCGUUUGGGAUCUGAAGUCCUGUGCUUCUCAAGUCCCAGGAGGAGCCUCCCUGCGGGAGAUUAGGAAAUUCUGGCAGUGCAUAAUCUAAUACUUUUUCCUCCACCCCACCAGUAAAAUCAAGCCUCCACUUGAUCCAGAACUGGAGUCGUGUGUCUUGCGGUUGGCUAUGCAUGGGGUUUUCACGAUGGACAUUGGGACUGGGGGUGCCACCAAACAGGUAGGCAGCGGUGGGCCACCACCUUGGAUGGCUUUGAAAGAGGAUUGGAUAAAUUCACAGAGAAGAGGGCUGUCAAACUGCUGCCAGCCGUGACGGCUGAGCUCUGCCUCCCCACUUGGGAGGCCGCCAUGCUUCCAAAUACCAACUGCUGGAAAGGGGAAGAGUGCUCUUGUGCUCAUGUUCUGCUCCCUGGUUCCCACAGGCAUCUGGUUGGCCACUGUGAGCACAAGGAUACUGGCCUAGAUGCUCUUAUGUAGGUAAAUUCUUGUUGAACCCACGAACCAUGGGGUUGCCAGUAUGGCAUUCCCUGGCACCCACAGGGCCAUCUCCUCGGCCUCUUAUUGAAAUUAGACUUGAAAGAAGCAUUCUAUUGUACCCAAUAGAAUAGGCUGCAGUAUGUGUUGUUCCCACAGUUGUUACUCCUAUUCACGUUUGCGCCCACAUGCCCCCCCAAAUUAGUGACCCCUACAGUACUAUGUCAGGGGACGCGGGUGGCACUGUGGUCUAAACCACAAAGCCUAGGUCGGCAGUUCGAAUCCCCGCGACGGGGUGAGCUCCCGUUGCUCGGUCCCUGCUCCUGCCAAUCUAGCAGUUUGAAAGCACGUCAAAGUGCAAGUAGAUAAAUAGGUACCGCUCUGGCGGGAAGGUAAACGGCGUUUCCGUGCGCUGCUCUGGUUCGCCAGAAGCGGCUUAGUCAUGCUGGCCACAUGACCUGGAAGCUGUACGUCGGCUCCCUCGGCCUGUAGAGCGAGAUGAGCGCACAACCCCAGAGUCGUCCGCGACUGGACCUAACAGUCAGGGGUACCCUUACCUUUACCUUUACAGUACUAUGUCAAAUACAUACUUGAUUCCUUAUCUUAUUCAUUUGUUAAUAAUAAUUUUUAUUAAUUUUCUAAUUUACAUUUUAAAAUAUUCCUUUAAACAAUAUUUUUUUGAAAUCAUUUUUAUUUAAUUUUACAAAUAUAAAUUUAUAACAAAACCAAAUAUCCAUAUAGCUCUCACGACCCCCACCAUCCCCUCCAUGGGUCCUAAUGUCAACAUUUUCAACUGCAUAUUAUAUCAAUCCAUUAUAUCUGUCCAUAUUGUCCAUAGUAGUUGUUACAAUACAAGUGUGAUUAAAAUGCUGCUCAUGUUUUCAUCCGCUUGCAGUGAUCUCCUAAGUAAAUUUUAAAAAGUUCCCAGUAAAUAAAUCCUUUUUGUUGUCUUGUUCCCUGAGUUUUCCGGUCAGUUUUGCCAUUCCUCUCUGGUAGGGAUUUGUUCUUCUUUAAACAAUCUUACAUGAGUGUCUUCCCUUCUUCUCCUUCUGUGGUUCAGUUUGGUUCUGGGGUACAUCCCUGCAUAUUUUACAUAAUCCAAACCAUUCAGUAUUCCAAUAUUGCAUUCAUCAAACUUACUUGCACUGUUGAAUUUAUCUUAACGCUACCAGCGUUUUCACAUGUGCACAAUUUUCAGCCAUAUAUUCAAUAAACAUUGCCCAGUCUUCUUUAAAUGUGUGCUCUGAUUCCUUAUCUUAUUUGAAUCCCUCGUAGUUUGCCUUCGGGGUGCAUCGGGCAAAGUUCUGUGCCCCUCAACAAGGCACAAAGAGGCUAGAAAGUGGGUCUUGGUUAUAGCUCACAUCAUCAUCAUCAUCAUCAUCAUCAUAAAUUAUUUAUACCCGCCCAUCUGGCUGAGUUUCCCCAGCCACUCUGGGCGGCUUCCAAUCAAGUGUUAAAAACAAUACAGCAUUAAAUAUUAAAAACUUCCCUAAAAGGGCUGCCUUCAGAUGUCUUUUAAAGAGAAGACAGUAGCUUAUUAUCUUGACAUCUGAAGGGAGGGCGUUCCACAGGGCGGGUGCCACUACCGAGAAGGCCCUCUGUCUGGUUCCCUGUAACCUCACUUCUCGCAAUGAGGGAACCGCCAGAAGGCCCUUGGCGCUGGACCACAGUGUCCAGGCUGAACGAUAACAGUGUGUUAUCUGUGGAACCACUUCUAGUGAGAGGUUCUCCCUUUGAUGGCCAGACCUCAACGGCUCUGUGAUUAAGCCUAUUUGCAGGCAUGCUUUGUUGGGGAGAAAAUCCAGCUCUCACGCAGGGAUUUCCCUUUUCUUCCAGGCGCUGUAUAGAACAACUUCAGCGACACUCGAAAUCCUGCUCAGGUCAUUAUUAGCAGAGGAUCCGACCACCAAGCAUCUGCUGAGGAUCUUAAAAGUAAGUGCGUCAAAGAGAAAUUGCGGCAAAGGAAGGCCUGGUAGGGAGAUAUCGCAACCUAAGCAACAGUUGGUCUGCAAAAUCACCCACCAUGCAUUAUUGUAGGGUUUCCUCCAUUGGCAGAGUUUGGGCAUAAUAUUGUGAUUUCCAGGCCCAUGAAUAACUGACUGCACCAAGACAGGUUUCAAAACAAAGAUUCAGGCGAGAAACGACCAAGUAGACUAAUAUCUCCCAGUCCAGUCUAUUAGGAGGUAUUAUUUUCUCCCUUGGGCACUCGGAGCCACUUACACACUCAUAGAAUCAAAUAGUGGUUAAGCUUCAGGGUGCAGCUGAGAGAUUAUACCCUAGCAGAGCUGGCCCUGCCAUUAGGCAGAGUGAAGUAGCUGCCUCAGGCAGCUGGCUUUGGCCUUCACAGAAUGGCAACGAAUAGUCUUUCAAUUUAUUUUUAUUCUAUUAUGUUUAUUUAUUAUUAUUUUAUUUUCACAAAGUAAUAACCAUUCAUAAAUGAGAAUAAAAAUGUGCACCCAACCACUGAGACCAUUCCAUUGUAACUAUCCCACCUCCCAAAAUUUCAACACCCCUUUCCGUUUUAACAGUACUAAUUCUACAAACACCCUCCAUAUCUCCUCAAAAUCAAUGCUAUUGGCAUAUUCCCCAGUUUACCUUAAUGGCACAUUAAAUUAACAAUUAAGAUUAUUCUAUUUUUAUUGCCAGGGAAGGGCGCUCGUUCUUUUCUACCUUGACUGAGGAGUAGGACAGCACUAUCUGCUGCCCCGCCUCAGAAAACCAAAUAGCUGCUCUCCUAUAAUAUUUAUUUUUAAAAAAUGCUUGAACACAGAAAAUUAGUGGGUUUAGGAGGAUUCUGUCAGGCCUUAUCCCUGGCAUAUGUGGCCACAUGCUAUGUUAUGUACUGAGUUGAAUAGGAUCCAAAAUGCAACAGUCUGAUUGGUCCUAGAACAAUAGGAUUCAGAAUGCAGCAGUCUGAUUGGUCCUCAGGAGCCACCCAAUCCAGCUCCAGGUGGAAGUGAUUGGCCUACAGGUGAAUCCCAGAAUUAGCCAAUCACAUGGGGCCCAUUGUGUAAAUAAUGUAUAUAAAGCAGACAACCUGGGGGAACUUUCAUUCCUCCUCACCACUAUGAGCUGAAUAAAGAGCAUGAAAUCCACUCUCGACAUCAAGUAUAUUUCAUGCUAAUAGGGUACAUCCAAGCUAAAAUGCCACGUUAUUCAUCAGGCACGAAGCAUUGUAAGUCCACCACAAAUCGUCCAGAGAUAAAACAGUAGAUCCUGAUCUACUUCCUGCCCAUUCCUGAACUAAGGCAUAUCUAUGAAGCAGAACAAUUCAUCCUAGGAGAACUCAUGUGUCAGAUGCACAACCUUCCAACAUUUUGGUUGGUCCUAAAAACAAAACAAAAAACCCCACUGCUUGUGGAUUUUGGAUUAUGGAUCACUGCUGCUUUCUUUGUUUUGAGCAAAAGGGUUGCAUGAGACGUUGUACCAGUGCAAUAUUCCUGAGGUGUUGCUUCCUCCUGCAGCACAUCCAUUUUUGGAUACACUCGAAAUACAAAGUGGAGAGAAUCAGAGCUAUCAAAAGCAGUGCUGCGCUCCUACGUUUUGCUGUCCUUAUGCCAGAUUUUGAUGUAAGUGUGACCUCAUAUGCUGCCCCCUUUUGCUCUAGGGAGCAAAUGUGAGAGCUGGGCUUUGUUGGCUACAACUGAUUUUUAGAUUUAUCCCGCCCUCCAGAGCCAAUUCAUAUUGAGAGCUGAAUGUUAUUUUCAAUAUCUUAGUCUUAGAGGAAUAGGAGAGGGGAAAGCCAAUAAUUGAAGGGGUGGCGGCAGCUAGGAAUGGCUUUGUUAGCAUGAGACCAGCAUGCUCUUCUUGGGUCCCUUUGAGUGAUAGCCUGUAUCUCGCAGGGAUACGGGUGGUGCUGGGGUCUAAACCACUGAGCCUCUUGAGCUUGUCGAUCAGAAGCUCGGUGGUUCGAAUCCCCACAAUGGGGUGAGUUCCCAUUGCUCUGUCCCAGCUCCUGCCAACCUAGCAGUUUGAAAGCAUGCCAGUGCAAGUAGAUAAAUAGGUACCGCUCCGACGGGAAAGCAAACUGCAUUUCUGUGCGCUCUGGUUUCCGUCACAGUGUCCCGUUGUGCCAGAAGCGGUUUAGUCCUGCUGGCCACGACCCGGAAAGCUGUCUGUGGACAAACGCCGGCUCCCUCGGCCUGAAAGCUGAGAUGGGUGCCACACCCCAUAAUCGAAUUUGACUGGACUUAACUAUCCCAGGGGUCCUUUACCUUUUUACCUCUCUGCUCCCAUCCACACCACUGGGUUCUUCCUGGCAUUCCUAGUUGAUAGGUGCAUUGGGGGUCCUCUUUUGGCUUGAACUGUGUGGAUUUGCUGUUCUGGCAAAAUACACAGAGGCCCUACAUCCAUCUUCUCAGAGUCCCAUCCAAAGGACAUAGACGAGGCUAUGUUCUCUGGACGCAUCUGUUUAUCCUAGUCCAUAGCUGUCAACCAUCCCUUAUUUGGCGGGAAAGUCCCUUAUCCCAGCGCCAUGUCCCGCUGCUGUCCCUUAUUGAUGAUGUCCCUUAAAUUUCCCGGGUUUCAAAGGAAGCAGCUCCUCUCCCUCCCUCCCGGCCAGGGAGGAGGGAGGCUCCAAUUGUGUUGCUUGGCUGCAUUGCUCACCCAAUAAGGAGUCUAAGAACAACUGGUGGGUGGAGCUUGCAUGCCUUGUGCCGAUCAAAUCGGCCGUGUUGCUUGGGGACUCGCCUUUGCUCAGCGCUUCCCAGUGGAGAGGCAACGGUGGUUUUCCUUGCUGCAUCCCCUUUGCUGGGUUGCUGCGCUGUGGGGACCACCGCUUGAGGCUUCGUUUGGCUGCUGGCUGGGCUUUCUGCCUUUGGCUCGGAGGGGCUCAGAAGUUGAACAUACCUGUGCUCUGAAAAUCCCUUAUUUUGGCUGCUGAUCCCUUAUUUUCGAGGCUGCUGGUCCCUUAUUUUCAAAUCUGUAAGUUGACAGCUAUGACCUAGUCUGCCCAUUUUGGAGAUGCAAAGUAUUAUUUUAAGAGUUUCUGAGAAGCGCUUAGAUUUUGAGGUGAGGCGUACACAUUAAAGAUAGAGAGGAUCUGACAGAGAAGUGGGGAACAAAAAUCUCUCUGGUUUUCCUUCUUGCUAGGCUACUUGCAAACUCCCAGAACUGGGGCACCAUGUGGCAGAGCUGGCAAUUUGUAUUGGGGACCCCCAAGCAGCAGUCAGCCGACAUGCCAAGGAGAGUAUCUUCCGUCUCUACGAGCUGCUCCUGCACCAGAAAGGCAAGUAAGCUGGAAAAGUUGCAACAACAGUUCCAUGCUUAAAUAUGAUGGAAUACAUUAAACACCUUAGUUUUACGCGCUAGUGAAAUAUGAUUAGAACCUCUGGUCUCAGUUCAUAGUGUGUUUUCCCAUUAAUAUCAGUUGAGUCUCAUGUUGACUCUCUGGUAAUGGUGCAUUUCCCGCAAAGUUGACUCAGCGGGGAAGAAAGAAGCUGUUGUCUUGUUCAGUUGUAUUUCACAAUGUUAUACUCUCCCCCCUUUGCCAGUAAGAGAGCCCACCCUUUGAGCAAAGAUGGUGGGAGAUCAGCAUGCAAGAGCAUUUGACAUUCCUCCAUAUAAGCCAGAAUUUGACCUUCGUUUCUUGAGUCUUGCCUCAGAGGCUGAUACCAGAAUGAGACGUGAGGUUGCCAGAGAAAUUCCCUUGGAGGGAAUUCUCGAGGUGGAUCUUGCAAACAUCUUCAUAAAAAAAGUUAUGGAAUAUCAUCCAAAGGAAACACAAAGGCCUAAAUUCGUUUUCAUUCGUUCAUUUAAAUAUUUAUAAUCUUGACCAAGGUGGUGAACAAAUUGUAAGAACAGGUAUCCAUCAAAGUACGUAGUUGUGCUCUGGCAGAGUCUUCUGCCUGCACUACAGGACUUCCUCACCUUCUCCUCUACCUGUGUGCCCCCUAAAUCUGUUUCUGGGGGCUUCCCUAAUGCUCCGGAGGAGACUGGGGAGGGCACAAGGGGUGUACAGGAACGAGAGAGAGAGGAGGAAGUCCUGUUGCGCAACAAGACAUCCUUGUUCUAAUGGGACUACUUUGUUGACUACUGCUCAUAAAAAAUACAAUAAAAAAUAGAAUUUUAAGGAACCAGCUGGAUGUUAACAUAUAAUCUCACCAGUCUAAAAAAUGUUUCCAAAGCCAUCAGAAUAAAUUAUGUCUGAAAAGCCCUAAACCCAGAAAUGGGGAGCCUGUGGCUCUUCCAGAUAUUGUUAAAGAGUCCUAUCCCCAGGAACCCCAGCCAGCAUGCCCAGUGGUCAGUCGCAACAUGUAGCUCAACAAUACUUGAAGACGACAAAAUUAAUGGACUAUGCAGAAUUGGACAAAAUGACAGGAAGGAUUCGAAACCUGAAGGACCAGAGAUUUACAGAAGAUUGGAAGAAGUAUAUGAAUUAUUUGAGGAGCAACUGUAAUCAACAAAUUACGCUAGUAGGACUACAAGACGUUUUGUAAGGAGAACUAUGCGAAGUGUUACAAAGUAGAAAAAGAUAGAGAUAUUGGUUAUGAGUUUGAAAUGUAAUAGGGAAGAUAAGAAAUGCAUACUGAGAGGUUAGAUUGGAAAAUUUUCAGACAGGAUUGAUGGAAGCCAAAAAUUUGAAUAAGAUGUAAAAGUAUGUUUAAUUACUCUUGAAAAUGAUAUGUUUUAAAAAAAACCUAAUAAAAAUUAUAUUAAAAAAAAACACACAAUACUUGAAGGACCACAGGUUUCCCAUCCCUGCCCCAAACCUUAAAGUAUGGAAUUACAAAGCUUUUAACUCCUGGUGUCUUACUGUCAGGGAUACGGAUGAAUAAUGCCAAAGAACUCUGGUGCAGGAGGUACCAAGAAGAGAAGAAGAUGCUCUCUUACAUAAACAUGAUGAAAGUUGGAGAGGUAAAGGUGUCCCUUCGAUGCUAGAAGCCCCUUUCAAUAUGAAACCACUCACGUGGUUUCUUGCUCUACCUGAGAAAUGUGGGUUGCUUUCUUUUACCCUUCUCUGCCUCCAGGAAACACCAGGAUCAGCUUAAGGGGUUGUUGGCAGAAUUGUGUGAAGAGUCACAUUGGGAGAUAUGAUUGCAAUGCAGUCCUUGACAGCAUCAUGGGCAGACGGGACAACAUCCUGUCUCAAGGAUGUCAAAGUUGUGAUAAUAGAGAGAGGGAAAGAAGAAGCAGGGAUCAUUCAAUGAACAUGCAGCAAUCCAAAGAUUGCUUCAUUUUGGUUUCUUUGCUUUUAGGUGUUUGGGACGUUCUUCAAUGAACAACAAAGAAGAUCCUUUCUAAGAACAGCUUUGUUAGCUAUUUAUAGUCCGGACCGGCGGGUCAGUGAAGCAGGGAUCCUCCUUGUUUAUUCUAUCCUUGGGAAUGCAGAAGAACUAAUGGAUGUGGAGGUGAGUUACUAAAUUAAGCUUUCUGUGAAAAAGUAUAUUAUAAAGGACAAAUCUUCUUUCAGGAUGAAAAAAAAAAGACUUCUGACUGUUUUGGGAUUCCCCUCACCCCUCAAUCUCUCCAGGAAAAACAAGUAAAGAAAAAAAUAUGGCAUCAGCUCCACAAAUUUCGAGUUUGCAAUGAGUUGCCUGUGGCGGUACAAAGCCUCUCUGCAAGCAAAGGUAAUGUCUAUUUCCAGUUACGGGGAACACUACCAAAGAUAUGGAAUAAUUACAAGCUGUAAUUAUCUACUUAUAAAAGACCACUAUCCACAGCUUCAACCAGUCUCUUAAGACACAAAUUGCCUAAAUUUAUUGUUGUAUUGUGUGUGAGCCGGAUAGGGGAGGAAUUAGAUUCGGUGUGCAAUUAAAGGCGAAUCUAUCUAAUUCACACUUUUCAAAACAGUUGAAAUUCAGUUUCUCCAAACUUUGCAGUGCCAUUUUCUGGCCACUGUUGUAAAUAAAAACUGCCCUUUCCCCUUAUGGGGUAUCCAAGAGCCCAUAUAGAGUCCUUACAUAGGUUCCCUAUUGGUAGGAGAAAAUAACAGAGGCCAACCAGAGAAUAUUGAGAAGCAAAGCAGCUAGUAAGCUUGAUCUUUAUUGAUCUGUUGCAACAGGGUGCUCCCCUCACCCGCAGGAGAGAGGAGGAACCCAGAAAAAUGGCUUAUAAAGACUUUUGAAAUUGCCACCCUGUAGAUCAAGACCACCCCCAGAAACAUCAUACAUACAUCACAGAAAAGGCGGUCUAAACAGAAAUUUGAAUGUUGUUUUUCUCCUGUCUGGCAGGUUACUUGAUUGGAUUGCCUGGGGAGCCUGGCCAAUCUUUUGUAAUGAUAAAUACUUAGUUCCUGGGCCAUGUCACAGGCUCAUACCCUAUUCAAACACAGACAUACCCUUAAGACAGGAUUUGUGAAGGAAAAGACAAUGGGGAGGCUUUUCCACUUUGACCUUGCAGAGAAAACAUUUGCUCAGUUUAGGAAUCAAAAUGGCUUCAGGUCGGUCUUCCUGUGCUGAUCUAUGUAUGUGCGGUUAUGAACAUUACCAUAUAUCUAAGACCUCAAAAUUCCUAACACACCACGCAAUGUGUACUAAAAGGUAUGCACUCAGGUAAAGUGUGCAUAAAAAUGCAUGCCUGCUAACAUCAACCCAUAACCGAUGCGUCCACAUUUUAGCACCAAUCCACAGUGGCCAACUGGUUAGAGGUUUGGACUAGAACCAACGAGAGCCGGGUUCAAACCUCCAGUCAAGUCUGUGGGUGACCUUGGGCCAAUCAUUCUCUCUCCACCUAAUUUACCAUUUGUGAUCUCCUUGAAGGGGUGGGGUGAUGUUGAUGAUCUAUACGGACCCCUCCCAAACAUUUUCCUAAGUCAAAUGAAGCUGGUAUAAUUCAAUCUGCCUUCUCUUCGUUUCCACUCAGGUGACGUGCUGAUGGAGGAUCUUGAUGAUUACGUACAGUUGUAAAACAACCGCCCACAUCUCUCCACUUUCUGUCCCCCUCCCCCCUUCCUUUCUCCCUCCCUCCCUCCCUUUCUUCCUUAUGUUUUCUCCAGGUGGCUAUGUGGGGCCAGAGCUUUUGGGUUUCACAGGAUCUCCAGAGCUCGCUUAAAAGAAAAAAAAACAUUUCCCCUAUUCUCCACGGAGAUGGAUUUUCUUCCCUCUGGACAGAUGGAACAGCUUCCUUUUGGGAAGAGGUGAGAGCACGAUUUUUCUCUUUCAUCUUUUGGCUUGCGAGUGUUUCAUCCCUUCUGUGGGAGGUGUCCAAACCUCGUCAUUCUGUGGGCAUUCUGUGGGUUAAACCACAGAGCCUAGGACUUGCCGAUCAGAAGGUCAGCGGUUCGAAUCCCUGCGAUGGGGUGAGCUCCCGUUGCUCGGUCCCUGCUCCUGCCAACCUAGCAGUUCGAAAGCACGUCAACGUGCAAGUAGAUAAAUAGGUACCGCUCUGGCGGGAAGGUAAACAGUGUUUCCGUGCGCUGCUCUGGUUCGCCAGAAGCGGCUUAGUCAUGCUGGCCACAUCACCCGGAAGCUGUACACCGGCUCCCUCGGCCAGUAAAGCGAGAUAAGCACCGCAACCCCAGAGUCGGCCAUGACUGGACCUUACCUUUUAGCAUAUUGGAUGCUGCUGCUGCUUCCUCCUCCUGGGUCACGUUCAGAGUUGCUUUCUGGAAAAAGCCUGAUGUGCAUAGGGGCAAGAACAAAAAGCAUCCCUUGCUUGCUAGAUCCAGGUAGCCCCACUAUCCCUCUGGAGAGAAGAGGGGCAGAUAUCCAUCAUUUAUGCUCAGUUGAGGCCCAGAGAUGGCUGGUCUAUUAGGGCAAGAACUGUCCAACUAAUCUCAACCUUAGCCAGCAGCCACCUGCCUGUCUUCUUGUGUACAUUUAAUCCAAUGAUGGUACUUCCUGUCAAGCUUACCUCUCCUUUGUGUUGCCACUGUAGGACUUCGUGUAGUGGAGGAUGCGGACAAAACUAGAAUCAUCUGGCUCUGCCUUUCGUUGGGCUCUGGCGCCACCUACUGUCGGGCUCCUUGCCUUCUGCCCCAUCAGCUCCAAUGUGGCUUCCUGGCAGCAUUUUUCAUCACCACGCUGGCUGGGUAAAUGUAAUCCCACCAUCCCUCUGGGAAAGGGGGACACAUUUUACUGCUUCUGUCCAGACCACCAGAAGGUGGCCCUCAAGAAAUGGCUGGAGGAGACUGGGACACACAGAGCUGAGAAGAGUAAACCAGGACACUGUGUGGGUUUUCUCCUGCCCCUUAUUUUCAUUGCUUGCCUUGCUGAUUAACGCUAUCAUCCCACCAUUCCUGUGCGAGAAGGGAAAGAAAGGGGACAGACAACAUUUGCUGUUUUCUGCUUGAAUGCUGCAAGGAAUGAGUAGAAGGAGAAAGCAACAACACAACAGAUUUGCUUCCCCCGGAAAAAUAAAGAUGGCAAGAUGACAUAUUUGAAAAGUAACAGGAGAUAUGGAAACAGAUUAACACUAGCGAAAAUACGAGGAAAUUAAUUUCUUGGGAAUUUCAGAGUUUUGAAAAUUAUUUUUUAAAGCAAGAUACAGUCACAACGAUUAAGGCGGCAGAAAACAGACUGGGGUACAGACUGGCAAUAUCGGAGAAUCAAUUUAUAGUCUGAGAAUAAAUAUGGAUAAUUUUUUUUUUUAAAAAAAGAAAAUGUAACUGAAAAAGCAGUAGAAGACAGAAAACAUAAAUAUGGCUUUCACAAUUUUGGAGCAAGGUAAUUGUCAACAGAAAGAAGACUGAGAUUUAUUAUACAAUCAUACAGAGGUGUUUGGGGGGCGGUGAAUAAGGAACAUUUUAAUUUCAGAGGUUUGAAUGAGAAAGCUGAAGAUGUAAAAGCAUAUUUGAAUGAGUUUUCUGCAGGAUAGUAGACUCCAAGUAGAAAUGGUAAUUGAUGUGGUCUUCAGAAUUAUUUCCAAAAUCUCUGACUCACACUUGAUAGUUGUCAAGGUGAACUGAUUGCAAAUGAAGUUCCUUUUGCAGUGGAACUUUGGGCAAUUUUUAAAUAAACUCAGUUUGAAUAUAUAUAUAUAAAGGGGUUUCAUCAACUCUUGUGUUUGAUUGUUGCUACUGCAUUUACCAUUUUUACCUAUCGAUGAUGUUUAAGCUUAAAGAUUGUUGAGUAAAAUAAAUAAAACAAUUGUUCACACUGGAAUUCAAUGUCACACUAUUACAAAUGUUUUGUCUGUUCAAAGAUUUCCACUUGCUUCUGGGGGUUCUCCUGACUUCCUGGAACCAAUUCCAGGGAGCAUAAAGGGACGCGGGUGGCGCUGUGGGUUAAACCACAGAGCCUAGGACUUGCCGAUCAGAAGGUCAGUGGUUCGAAUCUCCUUGACGGGGUGAGCGCCCGUUGCUCGGUCCCUGCUCCUGCCAACCUAGCAGUUCGAAAGCAAAUCAAAGUGCAAGUAGAUAAAUAGGUACCGCUCCGGCGGGAAGGUAAACGGCAUUUCCGUGCGCUGUUCUGGUUCGCCAGAAGCGGCUUAGUCAUGCUGGCCACAUGACCCGGAAGCUGUACGCCGGCUCCCUCAGCCAAUAAAGCGAGAUGAGCGCCGCAACCCCCCUAACGGUCAGGGGUCCCUUUACCUUUAAAGGGUGCACAGGAGUUGGGAGGUGAGGAAGUGAGCCUCACUGCACAAGCAGAAAUCCUUGCCUAGGACACCUGCUGACAAAGUUCAUUAGGUGAAUAGCACCCUAAGUGUGCAAUGAUGUCUUCUUCAGGGAUCCUCAAACGUUUUCAGCAGGGGGCUGGUUCACUGUCCCUCAGACCUUUUGGGGGGGCCGGACUAUAUUUUGAAGGGGGGAAAUGAAUGAAUUCCUAUGCCCACUGCACAUAUUGUAUUUGCUGGCACCAAUCAAAGCCCAGCACCCUUCCUCCGCAGGGUGGGGAGAAGCCAGGAGGGAGGGAGGAGGUGCCAGCGCCACAAGGGAAAGAACACGUGUGCUGGUGCAGCCCAAACGAUCAGAUCCACGCUGAUUCCCGGACCUCCCGUAGGCCGGAUUUAGGCGGCUAUUGGAACGGAUCUGGGCCUUAGUUUGCCGACCCAUGGUCGUCUUGAUAUUUUAUAGUUUAGCAGAGCAGCUUGUAACAUGCUGAAGGCAGUGAAAAAAUGUGGAGGACCACAUUAAUGAAUUGUGAAUUGAACUGGAAUGGAAUUACCGUAUUUUUUGCUCUAUAAGACUCACUUUUUCCCUCCUAAAAAGGGGAAAUGUGUGUGCAUCUUAUGGAGCGAACGCAGGCUGCGCAGCUAUCCCAGAAGCCAGAACAGCAAGAGGGAUUGCUGCUUUCGCUGCGCAGCGAUCCCUCUUGCUGUUCUGGCUUCUGAGAUUCAGAAUAUUUUUUUUCUUGUUUUCCUCCUCCAAAAACUAGGUGCGUCUUGUGGUCUGGUGUGUCUUAUAGAGCGAAAAAUAUGGUAGUUCCUUUUUGGUAGGGGUGAACUGGAACUAAGCCUGCACACCAAUAGGGCUUUGUUCUCCCACAAGCAAAGCAGAAAGCUUGAAAGCUAUUUUUGCUCUAGGUUUGCCCAGCACAGAAAGAGCUUUAAAGCUCCUUGCCUCGCUUGCAUUUAACUUGUCAGAUUUUAACCCGCGGCCUUCAACUAUGUAUGGCUGAGACUGUGCAAGUUACACACGUAAGAUGCAAUCGUAUUGCAUGGCUCAAUUAUCUGUUACUGUGUAAUACUGUCUAAAUGCUGAUUAAAUAUUUGUAUGCUACUUUAUGAAUGUGCCAUGUUCACCAACUAGAUGCUUUGUUUAUGGUGUGCUAUAGAAACUUAUAAAUAAAAUAGCUUAACAAUGCUGUUAACACACUUCUUUCCGUUUCGGUAUUUUAUUUCCUCAUGACACAAAAUACCACAUAUGAUAAAAAGAAAAGCACCCAAAUGCUCCAACACAAAGUACCUGAGCAAAGACUGAAGGCAAAAAAUGUACAUUAUGACACCCAAAAGCACUUGAGCAAAGUAGAAAUACAGUUAAUAAUAUUCAGACGACAGCAUAUGGUCAGUUGAAUGACACUUUUCAAAUAAAAACAGUAUAAUUUAUGACAAGUAUCACUAUACAGUACGAAGAGAGCAUGAAUGUUUUGUCGUAAUAGAUUGUACAAAAUUUUAUAUAAUGUAUGCACAUCUUAAAAAAUGAAUGUUUAUGUAUACAGUAGAAGUAAGCCUAUUAUGGAACACAUGAACGGUUCACUCCCAAAAUCAGUGUCAAAGCGCAUGUGCAGUUUUCCACUAGUGCAAAAGGUGUUCAUUACCAUUUCAUGUAGGUUCAUCAACAGAGUCAGGCGCACAUCAGUCAAACUGAUCGUGCCUAUGCCCAAUUCCAUCAACAUUCAUACCAACUCUCCCACUCCCAAUAUAAAUUUGAAAAAUUAUACUGCUUUGAUAUCCCCACAAGUUUCAAAUCCUACAUUUUGGAGGUGUGAAAUGGAGCUUGGCUCUUACACAAGUAGAAGACACCACUGGUCACACAAGAACAUUGCUGCUUCCAAGCCAAUGGUUGUCUUUAAAUUGUAUGGGAAAAUAAUUUUGAAAGGAAUCACGUCAGCUUUUUAAAACUGAAAUUAUCAUCAAAAUGUUUCAAGAUCAUCUCUUCCACAACUCUUUCCUGGAUACUCCACUAAAUAACCAUACAUCUUUAAUUCAUUCUUGUACUGAAAAUGAUCAAGUUAAUAAAAUGGAAUGAUAUGAUAGUUUGGCAAAAGUGUUUUUUUGUUGUUGUUCCAUUCAUUUCUUUUAAUUAUUUCAGAUAUAAGAAUGAACACACACAUCUUUAGUAAGUAUCUACUUUAAAAAAGAUGCUUAGAAGAAAUGUCCUUGAAACACUGAAAGGGAUUGUUUUAUAGAGAAAGGAGACAACUGAAGAGAAUAAAUAAGCUUAGUAUUUUAAAGAAAUGUUGGAAGCAAACUGAUGAAGAAGAAUCCAACACAAAUGCAUUUAAACUUUAGGAACUAUUUGCAAUAAGAGGGUUUUAAAAAUACACCCCACUUUCCCCCCAGAACACAGCUGUUAACAAAGUCUGUGAAGAACAUGAAAGGUUAAACAUAAGAUUUUAAAGCAGUAUUUGGCAACAAUCGUGUAGAUGCCCAUGCCAUCUGAGGUGGGCAAUCUCAGUAAGGUUCCCCUGUUUAUGGGAUGAUCUCCUCAGAGGUUCACCUACUUAAUUGUCCAUUUGGCAACAAGCAAAGGCCUUCUUCCUUUCAGAACUUUUAAGAUGCAAUUUUAGUCUUGUUUUACGCUUUUCUUUUUGUAUUGGCACUUUAACUGUUUUAUUAUUGAUUGAAAGACAGUAUAGAAAUAAUUAGCCGUGGGCUUCUGUGCUCUUUUCCUCUUCUGGUGCAGCUGAGGAAGCCUUUGUGUUCAUUUUUGAUAAACUGCAAUUUACGAUCUCAUCUGAACCCAGCAAGCUAUGAGGAGCUUAAGCUAUGGCUUGUUUGAAACAGGCCAACUUCAAACCAUGUGCUACGAAGCUGAUUUAUUUGCAAACAAAGGAUCGUUAAGAUUAACUGUGGUUUGUUGGAUUUGGACAAAGUGAAAGCUUUCAAUCACCUACUUGUGAUUGCACUAAAGGAGGGCGAUAGGAGACUUAAGACUUGCCUGGGCUUGUUCAUUUCACAAUAAACCAUAGCUCACUGUGAUAACGGAACACAUCUUUUGUGCAAUACUGACUCAGAAGUUUAACUGCUUCCCUCGAGAGAGCUGUGCCUUUCAGAUAUAAACACAGACCUCCUGUUUAUGUUAGCCAUCAAUGUUUUCAAUGCUGGGGGGACGGGGCAAAUUUGCACAUACCAUGAAAUACAUGUAUGGAUUGACUCCAUCUACAGAAAACCCACUGGAGGAACAACACAUUUGGGGCGUGGUAGGUCUGUAUGUGCACUGAAGUGACCAUGCCCAUAACCAAGUGUUGAAACAGGGUGACCCAACUUUGAUAAUGUAUCAGGGCAUUUAUGAAGUGCCUGUUUCCUAUUACCAAACGGUGGCACAAUAUAUUCACUGGGCUCAUUUCAGUCUAGUGCUACAGAUAGUUACAAAUGCAAUUAGUUAAUUUAAGGCAUGCGCCUGACUGGAAAAGUGGGAAUUUAAAUCCGGUUUCACUCUUUAGGGUUUUGGACAGUAGUCUCAUAUAUUUCACUUCUGAAUCCACACACUGAAGUGGAGCUAUUUCUUCAUACAAAUCGCAUCAGGUUUAUCAGCAUUGUUAGUUUAAGAGCAAGACGCGGGUCCAAACUCAACAAAGACCUAUACGCCACAGCUUGUCAGUUGUUGCUCCUGCUACUACUUCCUCCCACCCCGGUUUUUUGCUAUCACAAGGCCGGCGUCAUAACCAGUAAAUUUUGCAAGCUCCUAAUAAAGCAGCCAUAUGUGGCUGGUGGAUUACAUGUUGCAAAGGCCUACUGUGACAUUUUAGUGAGAUUCUAAAACAAGCAAUUCUUUUAGACAAGGUUGCCAAUUCCUCAAGUAUCACAUCAACAAGUAAUGGCACCCGCUUGCCUGUAUUACAUGGAGGGAUGCACAGAAUUGGGCCGAGAUCCUUAAAUUGAGCCUUGUGUCUUGCUUAAAUACACGAACAGCCAACUCAUUUUGGUCAAAUAAUGGCUACAACUGAGAGAGCUUUAUAAGGUGUGCUCCAGGACCUUCACACACAACUGCUGUAGUUCUGACUUUCCAUCUUUAUAAAUGCCUCCCCGUUCUGCAUGAAAAUGCUACUUGGUUUUAGUAGUAUGUCAUGCACAGUGAGGGGAGCCGCUAUUUAAAAAGUGUGUCUGAAUGUGUCGGUUCUAUGGAUUGGGACUCAGGGUAUGUGGGCUUUCAUACAGUCCUCACACAUUACUGAAAUACUGUAGAAUUUGCUCCUAUAUAACUUGCAUUAUUUGGGAUAUGGAAAGUGCUGCCGUUUUGAAUUUAAACUUUUGGUAAAAUUGGGCUAAGACUGAAAUCCUACAGGCGCUCACUUGUGAGUUAAGUUCUAUUAAACUUAAUGGAGCAUCCCUCUAAGCAGAUAUGCGUGAAAGUGCUCUGUAAAACUCUAUAUCAAGUAUAUAAACAAGAUGCUUCAUAAGGAAGGUUUUCCUGUAGAUAAUCUGAAUUAUCAUAAAUCCUUAUUACGCAGACUGGUAUCAGAAUACCAGGCACUUGUAAAGACGAAUAAAGAAUCCACUUGCCAUAUUGCUUCAAAAGUACAGAUCCAUUUAUCAAGCAUAGUUCAUUGGCAAAAAUAUUCAGAGGUAUGUUAAUUGAUGGUAAUUUAGUAAAGUACAUGAGUUUUUAGGAAAUGAAAACUUUAUAGUGUUAUUAUAGAGAAUGCUAGUUCCUGUUGCGAUCUAGCUAUAUAUUUUUUUUCUAAAAAGGGAUAUAAAAAUCUAAUACUAAACUAAGUAAGAAUCUAUCAUAUUAAACACAAAUGAAUUACAAAAUGAACUUUUUAGGCUGCUUAGUGGCUAACAGUUCUCAAGUUGUUCAUAACAUAUACAGCAGCGAGCAGACAAAGCACUGUUGUACCAAUAGUACAGAGCACACACACCAUAUCUUAAGAAGUGAAGUUUAUGAAAUGCUCGCGUCGUAAAAUGACAUUGAGGUUCAAGUGCGCAAGCAAGUCAUCACUUUGCUUAAAGUGAUUUCAUCAUCAGAAAAUGGUUUCCAUGUACUUCUGAUAUUUAUUCGCAGGCACCAGAGCAGAAUUUGUGAUCAGAACUUAGAUAUACAUAGCAUCUUUGUGGAGGUAACAAAUCAUUUUUUGAGGCAUAUAAUCUAAUGGCAAAGCAAUAUUCUCAAACUUGAUCAAUAAUAAUAAUAAUAAUAAUUUAAAAAAAAAGAUUCCUAGGCUAGGAUCCAAAGAACUAUUCUGGGAAUGUUUAAGAACUCAGGCAUCCUUCCUUUGAACAGCAGGGCUUCAAACC